AUAUAACUGAAGUAGGUUUCCAGCACGUUGAAUCUUCUUCUUCUACCCCGUACCAUUCCUUCCGGUUUGGACGCCAUUAGAGAAAGCAGAAAUGGCUAUUCGGUAUCCCAUGGCGGUUGGCCUUAAUAAAGGCCACCCAGUGACCAAGAAUGUGACCAAGCCCAGACACAGCCGCAGGAGAGGGCGUCUUACCAAACACAGCAAGUUUGUGCGGGACAUGAUCCGCGAGGUGUGCGGUUUCGCCCCCUAUGAGAGGCGUGCGAUGGAGCUGCUGAAGGUGUCCAAAGACAAGCGAGCCCUCAAGUUCAUCAAGAAAAGGGUGGGAACUCACAUCCGUGCAAAGAGAAAGAGGGAAGAGCUCAGCAACAUCCUGGCUGCAAUGAGAAAGGCUGCUGCCAAGAAGGAGUAACCUGGAUCAUUGGACAAAUAAAUUUGUGUUUCAAAUUCCA
Electrophorus electricus (electric eel) is the source of this 449-nucleotide messenger RNA. It is a transcript of the gene rpl36, whose product is annotated as ribosomal protein L36. Gene Ontology annotation, biological process: translation. NCBI's taxonomy places the organism in Eukaryota, Metazoa, Chordata, Actinopteri, Gymnotiformes, Gymnotidae. Gene Ontology annotation, molecular function: structural constituent of ribosome. The record is from RefSeq and is a predicted model, not a curated record. Gene Ontology annotation, cellular component: ribosome.